AUGUCAAAGGAUUUGAGUUCAGCAGCCGCUGUCGUGUCAGGCAAGGACAUAGAGAAGCCCCAGGCUGAGGUUUCACCCAUCCACCGCAUCCGUAUCACAUUGACAUCCCGCAAUGUGCGCUCCCUUGAGAAGGUCUGCGCUGAUCUGAUCAACGGUGCCAAAAAACAAAAACUGCGUGUUAAGGGCCCAGUCCGCAUGCCAACCAAGAUCCUCCGCAUCACCACCCGUAAGACCCCUUGUGGUGAAGGUUCCAAGACUUGGGACAGGUUCCAGAUGCGAAUCCACAAGCGUGUGAUCGACCUGCACUCUCCCUCUGAGAUCGUGAAGCAGAUCACCUCCAUCAACAUCGAGCCUGGUGUAGAGGUGGAAGUUACGAUUGCCGACGCGUAG
Molecule: messenger RNA, 390 nt
Organism: Arctia plantaginis
Lineage: Eukaryota; Metazoa; Arthropoda; Insecta; Lepidoptera; Erebidae
Source: the annotation of a GenBank genome assembly